AUGCCGCCGAUAGCUGUGCCUAAUGAGGCUCCGAAGAAAUCUCUUCGAAUUGCGAUUAUUGGACAAAGUACGUUUGCUGCGGAAGUUUUUAAAUUGCUGCUGAAAGAUGGACAUCAGGUUGUCGGUGUUUUCACUGUGCUGGACAAAGGAAACAGAGAGGAUCCAUUGGCCACCAUCGCUUCACAGAAUGGAACCCCAGUGUUCAAAUAUAAAUCUUGGAGAAUCAAAGGCAAAGUUAUACCUGAAGUCUUCGAGGAAUAUAAAUCGGUGCAAGCUGAGUUAAACGUGUUGCCAUUCUGCACCCAGUUCAUUCCAAUGGAAGUAAUCUUGUAUCCUCAGUACCAAAGCAUUUGUUACCAUCCCAGUAUUCUUCCUAGGCAUAGAGGCGCUUCGUCUAUUAAUUGGACUCUUAUGGAAGGCGAUUCAACCUGUGGUCUUUCUAUAUUCUGGGCUGAUGAUGGACUAGACACCGGACCAAUAUUGCUGCAGAAAAGUUUUCCUUGUACUAUCGAUGAUACAGUAGACACAAUCUAUAACAAAUACUUAUAUCCAGAAGGUAUCAAAGCUUUAGCGGAAUCCGUCAAUAUGGUAGCAAAUGGAACUGCACCUAGAAUAGAACAAACAGAAGAAGGUGCUACCUACGAUCCAGCCUUAUUCAAACCAGAAACCCAUCAGAUUGUUUGGUCUAAAAGUGGAGUAGAACUACAUAACUUUAUUAGAGGAUUAGAUUCUUCACCAGGCGCUACCACUUUUAUCAAACCGCAAACUAUAGAUGGUGUAGAAAGUGAUAGUGACACCAAUGUUGAAAUCAAAUUCUUCGGUUCGUCAUUGUGGGAGGGUGAAUAUGAAAUGGAGGGCGAUCAAAUACUUAUUCCUGGAUUAAAUAAGCCAGCUAUUAUACACGAGGGUGGUCUUUUAAUAACGGCUAACGACGGUGUCAAGAUAAAUAUUCAAAGACUUAAAGUUAACGGAAAAAUGAUCAACGCACAAAACUUCUUUAAAGCCAAUGAGAAUAAAAUAGCACUUGAGUUAACCGAAGAGGAAAAGCAAUUCGUUGAAAAUGCGAAAAAUAUAUGGAAGGCCAUACUUAGGAUCGAAAUUGAUGACAACACAGACUUUUUUGAAUCAGGCGCUGGUUCCAUGGAUGUUGUAAGAUUAGUGGAGGAAAUUAAAGACGUCAUAACAGUUGAAUUACAAAACGAAGAUAUUUACAUGAACACAACCUUUGAGGAUUUCUAUAAAAUGACGAUUUUGAAAUUCAGAGGUGGUUCAGCUAACCAAGAAAUAAUAUAUCAAGGUGUAGAAUUGGAUGUAAAUAAAAUGAAAGUAAAAUUCCCAACACAGUUGUUUAUUGAUGGUGAAUUUGUUGAUGCCGACAGUGGUAAAUGUCUAACGUUAGUUAAUCCAAGUGAUGAAACUGUUAUAUGCAAAGUACAAAGUGCAUCUGCAAGAGAUGUAGACAAAGCAGUUAAAGCGGCGCAAAAAGCAUUUGAAGAAGGCGAAUGGUCGAAAAUCAGCGCAAGAGAACGUGGACAGAUAUUAUUUAAAUUAGCAGACUUAAUGGAACAACACAAAGAGGAACUAGCCACAAUUGAAUCUAUCGACUCAGGUGCAGUCUAUACAUUAGCGCUGAAAACUCACGUAGGUAUGUCUAUCGAGACAUGGAGGUAUUUUGCGGGCUGGUGUGACAAGAUUCAAGGGGCUACAGUUCCCAUCAACCAUGCUAGACCAAAUAGAAAUUUGACUCUGACAAAAAAAGAACCAAUUGGUGUCUGUGGACUCAUUACACCUUGGAAUUAUCCGUUGAUGAUGCUUUCGUGGAAAAUGGCUGCUUGCCUUGCAGCCGGAAAUACAGUGGUCAUGAAACCAGCUGCUGUAUGCCCAUUGACAGCAUUGAAAUUUGCUGAACUAUGCGUCCGCGCAGGUGUACCUCGUGGAGUUGUAAAUAUUAUUCCCGGUAGUGGUACUGUAACAGGUCAAGCUUUAUCUGAACAUCCACUUGUGAGGAAACUCGGCUUUACUGGCAGUACUGAAGUCGGUCGCACAAUUAUGAAGUCGUGCGCAGAGUCCAACAUGAAGAAAGUUUCACUUGAAUUGGGAGGAAAAUCACCACUGGUCAUCUUCGAAGACUGCGAUAUGGAUAAGGCUGUGAGAAAUGGUAUGGCAUCUGUAUUUUUCAACAAAGGAGAAAACUGCAUAGCAGCUGGCCGUCUAUUUGUAGAAGAGUCAAUACACGAUGAAUUUCUAAGAAGGGUCGUUCAAGAAACCACGAAAAUUAAUAUUGGCGAUCCACUUAAUAGGGGAACGGCGCAUGGGCCGCAAAAUCACAAGGCGCACAUGGACAAACUAAUUGAGUUCUGUGAGCGAGGAGUAAAAGAAGGUGCUAAACUGGUAUAUGGUGGAAAGCGUAUCAACCGACCUGGCUAUUUCUUCGAGCCGACAGUCUUCACAAAUGUCACUGAUGAUAUGUGGAUCGCUAAGGAGGAAUCAUUCGGACCCAUAAUGAUUAUCAGCAAGUUCAGUAGCAAAAACAUGGACGAUGUUAUUCGUCGGGCAAACAACACUGAGUAUGGUCUAGCGAGUGGAGUGUUCACCAAAGAUGUAUCAAGGGCCUUGCAGUUUGCUGAGAAGAUUGACGCCGGCACAGUCUUCAUUAACACUUACAAUAAGACAGAUGUCGCUGCACCUUUUGGCGGCUUCAAACAGUCCGGCUUUGGAAAAGAUCUAGGUCAAGAAGCGUUAAAUGAAUAUCUCAAAACGAAGACGGUUACAAUAGAAUAUUAG
Leptosia nina is the source of this 2784-nucleotide messenger RNA. The record is from the annotation of a GenBank genome assembly. NCBI's taxonomy places the organism in Eukaryota, Metazoa, Arthropoda, Insecta, Lepidoptera, Pieridae.